AUGUCUUUUGAAACCUAUGACUGGAGUGAUAUUGUUCCAAUCGAGCAAGACGACGGGCCUGAGCCCCUCGCCCAAAUAGCAUAUGAUCCAGAAUAUUCUAAAGCUAUGGGCUAUUUUCGCGCACUUGCCCAAAAGAAUGAACAAAGCGAAAGAGCCUUAACUCUCACAGAAAAGAUAAUUGAACAUAAUCCUGCUCAUUACACUAUUUGGCAUUACCGCCAGCAAGUUUUAUUUUCUUUGAAUAAAGAUUUAUAUGAAGAAUUAGAUUUUAUUCAGAAGCAAGUUGAUCAAAAUCCAAAGAACUAUCAACUUUGGCAUCAUCGACAAGUAAUUGUUGAGAAGCUUAAGGACUUCUCUCUCGAGCUGUCAUUCACCGAAGAGGUCUUGAAUGAUGAUUCAAAAAAUUAUCAUGCGUGGACUUAUAGGCAAUGGGUCAUCAGAACUUUUAAUCUUUGGGAUAACGAAUUAUCUUUUGUUAAAAAAUUAUUAGAAAAGGAUGUACGAAAUAAUUCUGCGUGGAACCAGAGAUAUUUUGCAAUAUUUUAUAAUCCUACGAAACCUACCGAAGAAUUUCUGGAACAUGAGUUAGCUCCUAAUAAUAUAAGUCCGUGGAAUUAUAUUAAGGGAAUUAUCGCAAAGUCUAUACUAAAAAUUGAUAUAUUGGAAGAACUUUGUAAAUCACUUUAUCAGCAAGGCAUUAUAUCGCCACAUGCACUUGGAUGUCUCGUUGACAUUUAUGAAAGUCGUGCUAAAUGUGGUUCAAUCAGUGAAAAAGAAUUAGGGAUUCAGGUAUUUUUAUAG
Molecule: messenger RNA, 801 nt
Organism: Scutellospora calospora
Lineage: Eukaryota; Fungi; Glomeromycota; Glomeromycetes; Diversisporales; Gigasporaceae
Source: the annotation of a GenBank genome assembly